This is a messenger RNA of Trichomonas vaginalis G3, 945 nucleotides long. RefSeq lists its product as uncharacterized. Bases 1 to 945 code for a protein of 314 amino acids. NCBI's taxonomy places the organism in Eukaryota, Parabasalia, Trichomonadida, Trichomonadidae. The transcript has a single exon. The record is from RefSeq and is a predicted model, not a curated record.
AUGAUAAAUCGAAAAAAUUCCGAUUGGAGUGAAUUCUAUGAUGAUAACAAUUACAGCUACUAUAAUGGUACAAUUGAUUACAAUACAAGUUAUUAUAUUUUCAAUGCUGUCUUUUCAAAAUUUCAUGAUAUAGUGCUUCUCCUUCAUUCGAGCUCAUCAUCAUCAAAUAUCCUUAUUGAAUCUACUCUAUUCCAUACGAAUGAAGCUGCGGGUCUCGGCUGUAACAUUCAUUCAUCCGGUCUCGGAAGUAUCAUACAGAAAAGAAUUUGCGCAUAUAAUUGCACAAAUAAAGGAAUUGGUCAGCAUUGCUAUAUUCUAAAUUGGGAUUCUUCUAUAUCGAAAAACUAUAAUAUUGAGUCAUCAUAUCUGAAUUUAGGAAAUUCGAUAGGACAAAGUACAAUAUACCAUGGAUCAGGUGAAAUUAUUAUAAAGAGAAUUAAUAUUUCAUGUAGUAAAACAGAUUCUGGAUCAGUAAUUCAACUCGGUCAAACUAAUUAUGAAGGUAAUAUCACAUUUUCUAUUUUGAAUAGAAAUACAGCUUCAUAUCAACACUGCCUUCGUUUAAAUAGUAAUAAACCAUAUUCAAUAAUUAACUGUGAUAUAAAAAAUAAUACAGUUCUUAAUCAAUUUAUAUUUGCAGAAUCUGGAGAAUUUACCUUCAAAGAUUGCAUUAUCAUAAAGAAUAAUGCAGUAAAUACUUUUUAUGGAGUUGAAUCUAGUAAAUCCAUAUUAAUUCAUUGUUAUUUGGAAAUAAAUGGGACAUUUGAAUUUGUUGAAAUUGAGAGUCUCUCAGCAAGCUCUUUUGAAAAUGAAUUAUACUUCUUUAAAACAGCAGAGUGCAAUGUUGAAAAAGAUUUAUUGGAAAUGAAUUUGCAUUCUAAGCUCAUAUCUUUGUUUAAAUUAAUGUUAUGUAAAUUAAAUUUGAUUCCUACGCUCCUUAAAUAA